AUGUCGGAGAAGGUGAUGAGAUGCCGGCAGAAGCUCUCCGCCGCCAUCAGUCGAGCUCUGGAGAACAUUCACCAACCGACCAAUCGGGACAGGCCUCGCUCUGGCCCCACCAACCCCCACUACAGCCAGCCCAGGGGCCCAUCCUUCGCCGAGAACACCAAGAAGGUGACACGGACCUGCCAGACCGAUAAGGGGGAGAAGACGACUUCCAAAAAAGAAAAAGUUACGCCGCCGUCCGCCAUCCAGAGAUCUCCCACAAGGAGCGAGAGCAGAUUAUUAUUGUAUUGUUUGGGGGUGUCAGCCAUUUCCUGUCUCUUAUCACCAUCCAGGUCAGAGGAGCUUCCCGCAGAUCGGAACCCAACCAACACCUCCCAAGAUUUGAACGAUUUGAUCGAUAACACCAGCUCCCCGCUCCUCCAUCAGCUUUCCCGAUCACUGGACUGCGAUGACGACAUGGCCAUGGAUCUGAUCUUCGGUCCUGGCAGCUUUCUCAGCCUCUUAUUGGACAAUGAAGAACCUUCAACCUUUGACCUCACCGACCCGGGGACGGCGAUGAUGGACGUUGCUGGUCACAUGAUGGAGGCAGUUCUGAGCCCAGAGGAUGAACCCAAGAGUUACUGCAUUCUGUGACCAUGUGCCCACCCAACACUGAUCCAAUCAGAAUCCAGCUACAAAGACCCCAAACCCCCUCCCUAAUACCCCUUGUCCUUUUCUGUUACCCCGAACCCCCAUU
Rana temporaria (common frog) is the source of this 733-nucleotide messenger RNA. RefSeq lists its product as uncharacterized. The coding region runs from base 1 to 630 and encodes 209 amino acids. The record is from RefSeq and is a predicted model, not a curated record. The transcript has 3 exons. NCBI's taxonomy places the organism in Eukaryota, Metazoa, Chordata, Amphibia, Anura, Ranidae.